Messenger RNA from Cariama cristata (Red-legged seriema), 872 nucleotides. It is a transcript of the gene SLC31A1, whose product is annotated as solute carrier family 31 (copper transporter), member 1. NCBI's taxonomy places the organism in Eukaryota, Metazoa, Chordata, Aves, Cariamiformes, Cariamidae. Gene Ontology annotation, biological process: copper ion transmembrane transport. The record is from RefSeq and is a predicted model, not a curated record. Gene Ontology annotation, molecular function: copper ion transmembrane transporter activity. Gene Ontology annotation, cellular component: membrane. Bases 42 to 599 code for a protein of 185 amino acids. The transcript is spliced from 4 exons.
CCACUUUCCUACGUGCCUUUUUGAAUAUCUCGGUUGUAAAGAUGUCUCAUGAUCACAUGAACAGCUCCAUGUUGCCAACCACGCAUCCUCCUGAACAUCACCACUCGAUGGCAGCUUCAGGACAUGAUCAUGAAUCUGGCAUGAUGAUGAUGAUGGCAAUGACUUUCCACUUCAGCUAUCAGAAUGUGCCAUUGCUGUUUUCUGGACUUAUAAUCAAUACUCCGGGAGAAAUGGCUGGUGCUUUUGUGGCUGUCUUCUUCUUGGCCAUGUUUUAUGAAGGCCUUAAGAUUGCCCGAGAGUGUCUACUCCGAAAAUCCCAAGUCAACAUUCGCUACAACUCCAUGCCAGUGCCAGGUCCCAAUGGCACUAUCUUGAUGGAGACGCACAAAACUGUUGGACAACAGAUGCUGAGCUUCCCUCACCUCCUGCAGACGGUACUGCACAUCAUUCAAGUUGUGGUCAGUUACUUCCUCAUGCUGAUCUUCAUGACGUACAAUGGAUACCUCUGCAUAGCUGUGACAGCAGGGGCAGGGAUGGGCUAUUUCUUCUUCAGCUGGAAAAAGGCUGUUGUUGUGGAUAUCACAGAGCACUGCCAUUAACCUGGAUGCUGCCCAGAAGCCUCUCUACCCCACUGCUCUCUUGAAGUGCAGCCGUCAUGAGGACUGGAUCGUUCCUAAACUGAAAGAAAAUCAAUAUAAAGAAAAUCAACUGGAGUUCACCACAAGUUCCUAUUUGGGCUGUAGGGAUGUGAGCAGCUGGGGUAUGCUGCUCCCCCUUGCUGCAGGCUGGCAGCAGGGUUGACUCUUGAGGGUCCCGUGGUAGCCGUUCUUGGCUAGGAUUUGCUUUAUUCUUAGAUUACGCUGUGAUUGAAA